UCAAAAACACAUUUUCGCUUUUUAUUAAUUUGUUUCAUAAAAUCAAAUUAUGCAACCAAACCCGGAAGGUACUUGGAACUUUGAACCACUCAAAGACGGCUCACCACCAAAGAAAAAAUAAAAAAAUAAAAAAUUUAUUAUAUUAAAAUUUAAAUACAGCUUCUACUAAGCUGUAUGUCCAAUAUACACUGCUACGCGUUUCGGCUUUCGUUUUCUCUCUCUUCUCUCUCUUAUAUUCAAAAUCCAAACUUUGAAUCCGGAAGACCCAAAAGCAGGGAAAGAUUUUGGGGAGAACAUGGCUUUGAAAGCCAACUGUUUCUUGAUCUUCAAUCCCAUUCUUCUUUUGAUUUUCUCGAUCAUACCCUUUUCAAUUUCUCAAUCCCCUGUAGCACCAGCUCCGGCCGCCGAUUCCUGCAACGGCGUGUUCGUAUCCUACGCAUACUCCAGCGGCCGGAAACUCCCUCCGACCGUGAAGUCCCACCAGGGCUACCGGUUCGAGUCUACGCUCACUGUGAUCAACAAUGGCCAAGAGGAGCUCAAGUCUUGGAGGGUCUUCGUGGGUUUUCAACACGACGAGUACUUAGUCUCUGCAUCGAAUGCUGUGCUCGCUGAUGGUACUAGUUUACCUGCCAAAGUUGGGAACGGCACCGUUUUCGCUGGCUACCCGAUGUCCGAUCUCAAAACGGCGAUUGAGACUGCUGGGGACGUUACCCAGAUGCAGGUUCAGGUCAAUCUGGUUGGGACUCAGUUCGGUGUUGCCUCGCCAGGUGUUCCUUUGCCUAACAAUAUUUCGCUGGCUAAUGAUGGCUUUAAUUGCCAGAAGGUUGCUGGGCUAGGGAAGAAUGAGAUGCAAGUCUGUUGCACCGCAGACAAAAACUUCAAAUCGAAUGUCACCACAGAUGAAGAGUUUCUUCCCCGUCAAAAUGGUGAUCUUACAAUUAUGUAUGAUGUGACAAGUACAUAUCCCUCAAAUUACUGGGCACAAGUCACAAUCUCUAACCAUAACUCUCUAGGCCGUCUUGAUAAUUGGAAAUUAAGCUGGGACUGGAUGAGGGAUGAGUUUAUCUAUGUAAUGAAAGGGGCUUAUCCAUCUAUUGUUGAUUCCUCUGAGUGUAUUUUUGGGGAACAAGGAAAUUACUACCAGGAUCUAGACUUCUCCACUGUAUUGAAUUGCCAAAGGAGGCCAACCAUAGUUGACCUACCUCCAACGAAGUACAAUGACACAAACCUUGGGAAGAUUCCAUAUUGUUGUCGAAAUGGUACUAUCUUGCCACCCAAUAUGGAUCCAAGCUUGUCUAAAUCAUCAUUCCGGCUUCAGGUCUUUAAAAUGCCUCCAGAUCUCAACCGCUCCAAACUUGAGCCACCACAAAACUGGAGAAUCAAUGGCACACUCAACCCUGACUAUAAAUGUGGCCCUCCUGUGCGGGUGAGUCCUAGUGAAUUCAGCGAUCCAAGUGGAUUACCAUCCAAUUCAACUGCAGUGGCCAGUUGGCAGGUUGUGUGCAAUAUAACACAACCGAAGGGAGAAAAACCUAAAUGUUGUGUUUCAUUUUCUGCUUACUACAAUAAUUCCAUUAUACCAUGCAAUACUUGUGCAUGUGGGUGCCCUAAGAACACAGAUAAGACCUGUAGCACUACUUCACCAGCUAUGCUUCUUCCACCUGAGGCGCUUCUUGUUCCCUUUGAGAAUCGAACUGUCAAGACAAGAGCUUGGGCUGAACUCAAUCAUCUACCAAAUCCAAACCCAUUGCCGUGUAGCGAUAACUGUGGGGUUAGCAUCAACUGGCAUGUAAACACUGACUACUCUCGUGGAUGGAGUGCAAGGAUCACACUUUUCAACUGGGGUGAAACUAAUUUCGUUGAUUGGUUUGCUGCUGUACAACUUGACAAGGCAGGACCUGGCUUUGAAAAAAUGUACUCUUUCAAUGGAAGUACCUUGGAUGGGGCCAACAACACCAUAUUCAUGCAGGGCCAUUCUGGAUUGAACUACCUCGUAGCGGAAGCAGAUGGAGCCAACCCAGAGAAGGAUCCUAGAGUGCCUGGAAAACAGCAAACGGUGAUCUCAUUUACAAAGAAGAAGACUCCUGGAAUUAAGGUUGCUGAAGGAGACGGGUUUCCUACAAAAGUAUUCUUUAAUGGAGAAGAGUGCUCACUUCCAUCAAUAUAUCCAAGCAGUGGUUACAGAAAGAGCUUAACCAUAGUUUCUUCAGUACUCUCACUAGUUACAAUGUUCAUAUUGGCUCUGCAUUAACCGGGGAGAUGAAGUCCUGCAUAAUUCUGUAGCUGCUGCUCUGAUUUUUUAAUUCUUUCAGGGAUUUGAUUGAUGUAAUAUAUGCGCUCAACCAGGUUGUGAUAUUAAUGAGUUCUGAUUAGUCUUGGUAGUCUUGUUGUCCAUCCAUAUCUUCUGGGAGGAGGAUAUGUACGAUAGCUUGCGACGGCAAUCAUAUAUAGUUGGUAUAAAACUUUAUAUUUUGUGGAAAACAUUAUUGAGCCAAAGUUUUUCUUGGUGAAUCUUGAUGUUAACGAUAGGACAUUUUCGUGAUUUAUUGUUGUAUAAGAUAGUGUUUGUGUA
This is a messenger RNA of Ziziphus jujuba (common jujube), 2572 nucleotides long. RefSeq names its product COBRA-like protein 7. Gene Ontology annotation, cellular component: membrane. Lineage: Eukaryota; Viridiplantae; Streptophyta; Magnoliopsida; Rosales; Rhamnaceae. The transcript is spliced from 2 exons. The record is from RefSeq and is a predicted model, not a curated record. Bases 296 to 2251 code for a protein of 651 amino acids. Gene Ontology annotation, molecular function: carbohydrate binding. Gene Ontology annotation, biological process: cellulose microfibril organization.